Plasmodium berghei ANKA is the source of this 5193-nucleotide messenger RNA. Its product is annotated as conserved Plasmodium protein, unknown function. NCBI's taxonomy places the organism in Eukaryota, Apicomplexa, Aconoidasida, Haemosporida, Plasmodiidae. The transcript has 2 exons. The record is from RefSeq and is a predicted model, not a curated record. Bases 1 to 5193 code for a protein of 1730 amino acids.
AUGCAUUUUGAGGCAACAAUUGAGCAUGCUAAAACCCUAGACGAUAAGACAAUUGAAAGCACAGAUAUUUUAUUUAGACACUCUCAUUUAUUAAAAUUAAGUAAUGAUGUAUCGUUAAUUGAAUGUAAAUAUGAUAUGGCUAGUUGCUCUAAAAAUAAAAUUAAUAUGUCCCCGCAAAAAAAAAUACUUUCGAUAAAUUAUGAACCAGCUAGCCAAAUGCAAGAAUAUUUUGAAAAAAAUAAAAAAAUAAGUAAAAGGAAAAAUAAUGAUAAUAAUAAUAUUAGUGAGGAUCAUAGCGAAAAUAAUGAUGACAUGAGUGUGUGCAAAUCAGAUCGGGGCUACGAAACUGAACAUUCUUACUUAAUAAUAGAAGACAACAAUUAUUCAAAGGAAAAUUUUAACAAUAAAAAAAAUGAAGAACAUGCACAUUUUGAAGAAUUAAAAAAUGUACUAGAAACAAAUAAUGACAAUGCAUCAAAUCAAAUCACACAGCUUUCGGAUAAUAAAGUCAAAAAUAAAUUAAAAGAAAAAGAAAAUUAUUUCAUAUCAAGUGAAAAUAAAAGUUCAUCAUUUCAUAAUGUAAGAUAUUCGAGCUAUAAUAGCAGUCAAAGUAGUAAUAGAAAUUAUAGCUGUGAUAUUAACUGUUCAUACAAAAAUGAAUUAAAUUAUGAAUAUAAUAGAGAAAGUUUCUUAACACAUAAAGAAUUUUCAUCAUUUAAAAAUGGAGAAAUUUCAGAUAAGACGGAUAAAAAACCAUCUAUUAUAAUAUAUAGUUUAGAUGAUUCUUUAAAUACAAAUAUACAGCUAGGGGAUUCAGAAAAUAAUAUUAAAUCUGAAUAUAUAUGUGAAAAAAGUGAUGAAGAAAUAAAGAAAUCCCUAAAAUUGAAUUAUAAUAAAAAUUGCAAUCAGAGUAUUUUGAGUCAUGAUAGUGUGCCAACAAACGAGAAAGACGAAAUUGGAAAUAAAACUGAAAAAAAUAUUUUUCAAUUACUGAACGCAGAGACAGAAAAAAUAAAAGAGCAUGAUGAAUUAAAUUUGUUUAAUCAAAAAAAUGACGAUUUGCACAAAUAUGAUGAAAUAAAUGAACCUAGUUAUAGUAGUUUUUAUGAAAAUGAUGGAAAAUACAAAAAUAUGGGAAAAAAUAAAAAAAAGUAUAAACAAAAUUUAGUCUUAUUUAACAAAAUUUUAAAAUACAAAGAUCAACUAAUUGAUGCUUAUAGUAAUAUAUCAAUGGAAAGCGAAAGCAUAUCUUUACAAGAUGAACAAAAUUGUUAUGUAAUAAAAGAAAUAGACCAAAUAAUUGAAAGUAAUAUAAGUAAUAAUAGUUCUAGAAAAGAAACCCCAAAUGUUACAAAUAAUAUUAAUAGAAAUAAGAUUAGCAAUAACAGUAAUAAUAGUUCUAUAAAAGAAAGCAACAAUUUAUGGAAUAAAAAUAUAACAAAAAAAGAAAGAAAUAUCUCUAAAAAUACUAAUUCUGAAAUGAUUGCCGAAUUUAAUAAAUACGAACCAGGAUUAUUAAGAAGUAAUGAUGAUUUAUCCUUAGGUCAUGAACUUUUAUUAAAUUCUAUGAAUAAAAAUGAAAGUCAUAAAAUAGAAUAUUUUGAUAAUAUUGUUGAUAAAAAGACAGAAAUAAAUAAUGAAAAUAAAAUGAAUGUACAAAAUAUUUUAGAUAUUAAUCAAGAAAAAGAAAAAGAUAUAAAAAUGAAAAUAGUUAUAAAUAUAAAAAAUAUUUAUUUUACAAAAUAUAAACAUAUUAAAUGUGUUGUAACAAAUAAUUCAGGAGUUAUAAUAAACUCAUUUAAUUUUUACAAAAACCAAAUCAAAUUAGAUCAAGAAAAUAGUUUUAUAAAAAUAUAUAACAAAAAUAAAUUAAAUGACAAUUUAUUAAAACAAGAAGACAUACAUAUCUUAUUAGAAGAAUUACAAAAUAUGCUCUCAACAAAUAUAAGUUUUGAACUUCUAUUUGAUGCAAAAUUAUUUGGUGAAAAACUCAUUAUAUCUGAAUCAGCUUUUUACAGACUAAGCUUUUACGGAAUCGAGAAAGUUGACACAGGAAAAAAAACGUCGAAUCAAUUUAAGAGUGAAAAAGAUAAGAUAAAUGAUCAAAGUGAAGAAAAUGAAAAAUACGAAAAAAGUUUGUAUAUAGGAUUCACCAUAUUGCAUAUUAAAUAUAUAUUUCAAAUUCAAGAAGAAGGAUUCCUCCAUUUGAAUAUAUCUGAGAAAAAAACUGAUGAAUUAUCUCAAAAAAUUGAUGAAAAAUAUGAAGAAGAUUCAUAUUCGUUAAAUUGUAAAAUAAAUAAUAAAACUCAUUCUAGUAAUUUAACUUAUGUUGAUAGAAUAGGUUUUGUUUUUAAAACGUUGUUUAAUCAUAGUUUGAAUAUUACUAGUCCUAAAAUAUUUAUAAAAUAUAAUUUUGAAAAAAUAAAAGAUGAAUAUUCUAGAGGUGUAAUGAAUAAUCAGAAUAAGAAUUUUAGAAAAAGCGAAUUUAAUAAAAUGUGUAAAAAAAAAACAGAAGAAAAUUUUGAAAAUAUAGAAAAUUAUGAAAGCUCACAAAAUAAUAAAUCAUGUAAAAAAAAUGAAAUACAUAAUAUGAAUUAUGGAUUUAAAAAAAUAUUUCAGAUUUUAGAAAAAAACAAAAAUAAUCCAACUUGUAAAUAUAGUAAGAAAAAUAUAGAAGAAUUGUUAAAAUUGUAUUAUCAAAUAUGUUUGAAAAAAUCAUAUAACAAUUCUUUAUUUUAUGAUACUCAUAAUAGUGAAAAAGAUGAAAUAGAUUUGUCUAAAAUUUGCAAUGUUAUGGAAUUUGAUAAUGGUUCACAUUUUGUAAAAGAAAAAAAAUAUAUUCCAAAAUGUGGAGGAAUAAAAAACUUUACAGAAGAAAACAGUUUAACAAGUGAUGAAAUAGAAAAAAUAAAUAUAAUAGACAAAACAAAUGACUUAGAUUGUGUAAAAGAAAUGUAUCUAAAUUUGUAUAAAAACAAUAAGGAAAACAUAAAAAUAAUAAAAAGGCUAAAAAAUAUAAUUAUCAAAUAUACUUAUGGAAUAAAUAAUUAUUUUGAUUUUAUUGAGUUUUCUAAAUGCAAUAAUAAAAUGUAUAAUAUAUAUGAAGAAAAUAAAAAAUUAAAAAAAUAUAUAAUAGAAUCAAACAGCUUUUUUGUUGAAAAUAUAGUUCAUACUUAUAACGAAAUAUCAAAAUUAAAACAUAGUAAUAAGACAAUAAAUAUUUUAUAUAAUAAAGAAAAAACAAAUAACAAUUUAGACAAAAAUAUUCAUAUAUGCACAAAUUUAAAUGAACAAAAUCCAUUUUUAAAAAACUUUACAAAAAGUAAUAACAGCAAAAUAAUUAACAAAGAACGUGAUAAACAAUCUAAUUCAAACGAAAUUUAUAAACAUAUUUCAGAAUCUAAAAUUCGAAAAAAAAAUAAUAAUAUAGAACAAGUCCAAACAAAAAUAAAAAAUUGUGAAAAAAUACCUUUAUUUAAUUUGUCAAAUAAAAAAGAAAAAGAUUCAAAUUAUUAUUUUGAAGCUAUUAAUAAAAGAUAUGAAUAUUGUAGAAGCACAAUAGGCUGUUUCGGUAGUUCUGAAAAAAAUAAGUUAUUAUAUAAUUCGAACAAAAUUAAUUUAGAUUAUCGACAUGAUAAAGAACUAAAUAAGCGAGUACAAAGUGAAACAACUCAGAACCACAAUAUUGAUGAUAAGUUUAACUUUUCUAAUAUUAAUAAAUGUGUUAUAAUUGAUAAAGACAAUAUAAAAAAUAAAACCACAACCAACUGUGAUUCAAAACAAACUCAUAAUAUUAUCGAAGAACAAUUUAAUGAGUCCAAAUGUGAUAAAAUAAAAUAUUUAAAAAAAGAAAGCAAAACAAAUUUAAGCAAAACAAAUUUAAGCAAAACAAAUUUAAGCAAAAUAAAUUUAAACAAAAUAAAUUUAAACAAAAUAAAUUUAAACAAAAUAAAUUUAAACAAAAUAAAUUUAAACAAAAUAAAUUUAAACAAAAAUAAUAUGACACUCCAUAGUUCUACAUCUCGUGAUAACAUGCAAAUAAAAAAUAAAUUAUACAUGUUGAAAAAAACAAAAAAAAAUGAAAUACUUUCAUCUAGUAAUUUAACUAAUCAAUGUGUUUUAUCUGAAUCGUCAAACAAAUUAACAAAUCAAAACAUAGUUAACAAAAAAAAUAAUUUUAUUUUAUCAAAAAAUGGUGGUAAUUCUAGAAAUAAAUCUGUUGUAAAUUCUUCAAAUAAUAUAGAUACACACAAAAAAGAAAACCGUGGUUGCUCUAUCAAUAAAGCUAAAAAUGAUUAUCUUUAUUCUGAGCAAAUAAAAAAAAUAGUAACAUCAACUAUUUCAAAUAAAAAAAAAAAUGAAAUAAAUCGUAAUCUUUUUGCAAAAAUAAAAAAUAAUGAUACUAGUGAAGUUUUAAAAAAAGAAUAUUUUCAAAGUAAUGGCGCACAUCACAUUUCUAAAAGGGAUAGCUUAUUGAGUUCGAACAAAAAGAUCGAUGAAAAUAAAAUAAAAAAAAGCAACAAAAUGUGGGGAAAGGUUUCGCAUUUAAACGCGAUGUAUACCGAAAAGGGAAUUAAUAACUUUUCAAAUAUGAGUAAUGAACAAAUAAUGAAUGUUAAUAAAGUUAAUAAAAUUGGAGAAAGUGAAAACUGUAAUAAUAUAUACAAAGAAAUAAAUGUCUUAAAUGAAGAUAUAAAUAAUGUGAAUUAUAAAAAAAAAUAUAUAGAAAAUUUAAUAUCAUCUUAUAACAAUUAUAUCCCAAAUGAAAUAAAAAAAAAUAAAAUAAUAAAUUCAAAUUAUUCCAAUAAUAAAAAAAUAAAUAUUAUGUCUGAAAUACAGACAAAAGAAAAGCACCCAUGUCCUGAUAUAAAAGCUAUCAUAAAAAUAAUUGACUUAAAUUUAACAACACAAACUGAAAAAAAUAAUAAAAGAAAUAAUUCAAUACACAUAAAUUCGAAUAAUAAUAUGAAUAUAAGUAAAGAAAACAGUUUAAAUGAUAUACAAUAUAAUAACUCUUUAAAUUCACGAAAAAUAACAAAUUUAUCAAAUUGUAAUUUUGUCCAUAUACCUAAAAAUACAAAUAAUAAAAAUAAGGAAACAUAUAUUUUAGAUACUAUAAACAAAAAUAUUGAUAAUUCAUUUAGUCAAUUAAAUAAAAUAAAAAAAAAAGUUCAAGAUAAUUUCCUCACUUAA